AUGAUAAACUAUCUUAUGCCACCAAAACCACUAGAUAAGAAUCUUGCUUCCCAAAAAGAAGAGCUACAUAGUUUCAAAGAACAAGUAAUAGAAGGCAUGCAACAGUCCAUAACUCUUACUGAAGCAACAAAUAUUAUGGACACUACAACAAAGAUCCAAGAUACAGCAGGUCAGCAAACUCAUCAAACACUGACAGAGGAAAACACAAUCCAGAUCUCGGAGGAAGACCAAGCUAGGAUUUAUCAGCCAUGGAAAUUCUCACUCAUUAUUAAACUCAUUGGUAUGAGAAUUCAACAUCACAUCUUAAAAAGAAAAGUCCAGGAAGUGUGGAAGAUCCCAAAAAACUUCCCCUUGAUCGAUUUGGAUGCAGACUACUACAUAGCCAAAUUUAAUUGUCAAGAACACAUGGUUAAAGUUCUAAGUUUUGGACCAUGGUUCAUUUUUGGCCAUGUCCUCUCCAUCCAAAGAUGGAAACCUAACUUUGUGGCAACGGAAUUUAAAAACUCUCUCACUGCUAUAUGGAUUCGUCUGCCACGAUUGCCCACUGAGUUUUAUGGUGAGAUAGUCAUGGCAAAAAUUGGUAAUGCCAUUGGUAAACUAUUGAAAGUUGAUGCGUGCACUUCUUCCACUAUAUGA
Molecule: messenger RNA, 636 nt
Organism: Nicotiana tabacum (common tobacco)
Lineage: Eukaryota; Viridiplantae; Streptophyta; Magnoliopsida; Solanales; Solanaceae
Source: RefSeq, a predicted model, not a curated record